Messenger RNA from Lentinula edodes (shiitake mushroom), 219 nucleotides. RefSeq lists its product as uncharacterized. NCBI's taxonomy places the organism in Eukaryota, Fungi, Basidiomycota, Agaricomycetes, Agaricales, Omphalotaceae. The record is from RefSeq and is a predicted model, not a curated record. The annotation marks the transcript as partial. The transcript is spliced from 2 exons.
GUUAUGACGGAAGAGCAGAAAAUGGAGGAAGGCAAACGCAUGUUCAGUAUCUUCGCCGCACGUAUGUUCGAGCAGAGGGUUUUAAAAGCCUAUCGUGAAAAGGUCGCCCAAGAACGUCAGUUACAAUUCUUGCGGGAGCUCGAGGACGAAAAUAAAUCGAUCAAGGAACGUGAGGCUAAGAAGCAGAAUGCGAACCAGAAGAAAAAGGAUAAGAAAAAG